AUGCAUUUUACGCAAAUUUAUGGAUGUGUUUUCUCCAUUCUGGUUUUGGAGUGUGUAUGGGCAGCCCCAGUUGCUGAAAAGAUAAAUCCAGCAAUGAAAAAAAGAAGUUCCAGUGACAUUUUAGAUCAAGAAAAGCAACUUAAAAGUCUGUUGUCCUUAGCAGGUAACAAUAUCCCCAUGCCGAAUGUUGCUGUUCAGAAAAGUCAUGUAGCCCAUGUGGAAACAGUAAAUGGACAAGAAGUAAAGCAUGAAGCAAUAGAAGAAAAAGUUACCGACACCCAGACUGGUGCUGUAGUCUCGGAUAUCAAACAAGAUGUUACAGAGAAUGAUGCUACAGGCGGCGCAGAACCACAGAAGGUAGUAAAGACAAAGGUUGACAUCCCAGCUGAAGGCAUUCAUAAAACUAUCGUCCAAAAUGCACAAAAGAGUGAAGUUGAUGAAAGUCUGGCUUUAACGCCUACUGACGUGGCUCAAUAUCUUCUUGAGACUGGUGAAUUCCAGAAUUUUUAUUCAGCCAUCCAAGAUCUCAUUAAUUCCAAUGUUAUGACACAAGAAGAAGCCGAAGCUUAUCAACAAGAAGUUAUGAACGAAUACCAAAGACUAUUAGCUGAAAUCGAUGCUUACCAAGCCGAAUUAGCUCAACAGGAAGAAGCUUUACCCGUCUACUAUCCACCACCAUUCCCCGGUCAAGUACCACAAAAGAAAUCAGAUUUAUAUGCAUACCAAGGUGGUUUCCUCCCAGAAGAUUUAUCUCCUCAAAAUCAACAAGCCAUUCAAGAGGCUUUAUUAAAUAACGAGAAAUCUUUGAACGAAGCUAUUGAUUCAUUAUUAGAAGCUUGGUGGAAUCAGGCUUUCGAAGCAGGUGACUCUCGUGCCCAAGCUCUAGUAGAAUAUUUAUAUAACAUUGUAUCAAAAGAUGAUGAUUUAGAUGAUAUGGGACAAAUCAAAGAAAUUGUUGCUAAAAUGUUAGCUAGAGCUGUGAUGGAAGAUUUAUCUGUUGAAAGCCAACCAGAAUUAUUAGAAAACGUUGUCGGCUCUGAAAGUUCACAAGAAUCAGAAGAAAGCGAUGAAUCUGCUGAAGAAGAAGCACCUCAACAAUCAAGCAGCGAAGAAGAUUCCGAGGAAGGGGAUGAAUCAGAUGAUAAAACAGAAGAGUCAGAGUCACAAGAAGAGUCAAAUGAGGAAGUUUCUUCAGAAGAGGUUGUACCACCCGAAAUAGCCUUAGUGUAUACUUCACAUGAUCGAUUUUGUCUAGAAUUUAAACAUAAAACACGGUAUUAA
Messenger RNA from Lottia gigantea (owl limpet), 1281 nucleotides. RefSeq lists its product as hypothetical. The transcript has 10 exons. The record is from RefSeq and is a predicted model, not a curated record. The coding region runs from base 1 to 1281 and encodes 426 amino acids. NCBI's taxonomy places the organism in Eukaryota, Metazoa, Mollusca, Gastropoda, Lottiidae.